UCUUUCUCUUUAAUUACGUAGUUUAUUUGUUUGUACUAAAUGACAUCAGUUUAUUAAAUGUACAUGAUAAGGAUAAGAAUGCUCGCACAAGAAUAAUUGUGAAGAACAAUCACGUACGUCAUUAAAAAAUUGUAAUCGGCCAUUAUCUACAUAUGCAUAUACAUCUUAUCAAACCUCAAUACGUGUAUUUAUAUUUUAAGUUAUCAUUUUAGUUGCUUCUGAGUCGUUGAAAGUGUUUGUACGAUAGAAAUAAAUUUUCAAUUAAACCAAAAUACUACAAUACUUUGUUAGAAGCAAACAAUACGUUGAGCUUCAAACAGUUAAAUAAAAAAAUUGUAAAUUUUCACGGAAAUGGCUAAUAUUUUCGACGGCCAUUUAAAAGAUAUGGAUGACUUCGAAUCGUCAACGAUAAAAAACAAAAUGGACAAAUUAGAGGAGUUAAUUUCGAACUACAAUGAUCAAAUAGCUGCGAAUGAAUCCUCUAUCAAGGACAAAAAUGAUCAAAUAGCCGCAAUGGAAUCUAAAAUAAAAUCAGAUGAGAUUAAAAUAAACGAAAGUAAUGCUAUUCUUGAGGAACACAAAUCCGAAAUUGCAUCCCAAGAGUCAACCAUAAGGAAACUGGAACAGACUAUUGCUGAUUUAAAUAUAAAAUUGAAGAAAAGGGAUAUCAAGAAACAACUCAACCAAAACGAAAAUGUAAUACGUAUUUAUAUACCCUAUGGAACCACAAGUAGACUAAUGCAUGUACCUGGCAUUGAACCAUUUGAGCCAACUUUGGAAGAUAAGAUAGCCGGAUCUGGUUGGAUUGUCAUUCAGCGUCGAUUAGAUGGAAGUGUCGAUUUCGAUAGAAACUUGGCUGCGUACCAUGAAGGCUUUGGCGAUCCCAGCGGAGAAUUCUGGCUAGGCUUAGAAAAGAUGCACAGAAUUACAACACAUCAACGUCAUGAACUCUACAUUCAUAUUGUCGAUUAUGAGAAUGAAACUCAUUAUGCCCGAUACGACAAAUUUGUUAUUGGCUCUAAGGAUGAGGAAUACCAAUUAAAGUCGCUGGGUAUUUAUUUUGGAGACGCCGGUGACAUGAUGCGCAUGAACGAGAAAGUCAAUUUCUGGGUUUGCCCUAAAUACAAAAAUGGUUGGUGGGACCUAAAAAAGUGUAAUCCAAACUGUAAUCUAAACGGAAAAUUUUCUAAUACCCAAGUCAAUGACUGGCACUACCUUUAUUGGGGACUCGGAAAAUGGGGAAAAGGUCGCAAUCAUAUUAAAUCUGUGCAAAUGUUAAUAAGACCAAAAAGUGAUUGAUACAUUAAUAAAAUUAAAGUUAUUUUAAAAUAAAAUAUCAAACGAUAAUAAAGAUCAA
Drosophila innubila is the source of this 1357-nucleotide messenger RNA. RefSeq names its product angiopoietin-2-like. The record is from RefSeq and is a predicted model, not a curated record. Bases 352 to 1299 code for a protein of 315 amino acids. The transcript has 2 exons. NCBI's taxonomy places the organism in Eukaryota, Metazoa, Arthropoda, Insecta, Diptera, Drosophilidae.